This is a messenger RNA of Aspergillus pseudotamarii, 378 nucleotides long. RefSeq lists its product as uncharacterized. Lineage: Eukaryota; Fungi; Ascomycota; Eurotiomycetes; Eurotiales; Aspergillaceae. The transcript has 2 exons. The record is from RefSeq and is a predicted model, not a curated record. The coding region runs from base 1 to 378 and encodes 125 amino acids.
AUGUCCAGUCCGCUCAAAGAGUUCAAGAAUCUGAUGGUUCGGGAGGGGCAGCUACGCCUAGACGCCGGAGAGGUGAAGGACGGCAAAAAGAGGGUAUACCUCCAAGUGAGCUCUCAAGCCACCAAUGAAUCACUUCAGAAAUGGCGGAAUAAGAAUUCAAGCCACGCCAAUCUGGCUGCUGAGGAUAUCAAUGUCGACGAUACCAAGGAUCAUUAUCCAGACGUUUUCGACAACCUUUGGGAAGACUUCGAGAAGCAGGCGAAGGACAAGCUGAGUACAUAUGUAAGGAAACUUGAAACUGCCUGGCUGAAAGAAGAAUUGACGAAUUGGGCAGGGUUUGCCUUUCACGCACGCAGCAAUUUGCAUAUACGUGCAUAG